AUGUUGCUCAAGGUGAUUCUGUUCUCGUUUUCAGUGCUGGCAGUUUCCAGUAAGAGUGUCCCUGGAUAUUUCGGAGACAACUUCGAGGAGCUCACGAGAGACAGGGAAGGCUUCAUUACCGGCGGUCAGGAUGCAGCUUCUGGGCAAUUUCCUCACGCGGUGUCCAUCAGAACCACUGCCAAUUCUCACUUCUGUGGAGGAUUCAUCCUGACCAAUCGAUGGGUGGGCACUGCAGCUCACUGCACGCUCAAUCGCACGCCAGAAAGCGUCUGGAUCAUCGUCGGGGCACUGCUGCUGAGCAGCGGCGGUACGAAUGUCUUCACCAAUCGCAUCGUCAACCAUCCGGAUUUCUAUCCCUUGGACGAAGCCGGAGACAUUGGUCUGCUUGAGACGCGAGAUCCCAUCAUCUUCUCCGCAACAGCUGCUCCAAUUCUCCUGGGAUCCAAUCACAUCGGUCCUGGCGUCGUGGCGACCGCGAUCGGAUGGGGAAGAACGUUUCACGGCGCUGAUACAUUCCCGGACACGCUGCAGUGGCUCACCAUGCACACCAUCACGAACGAGGACUGCUACCAGAGACUGCCCUCCAACGAUGCUCACAUCCUGCAGGACAACAUGGUGUGCGUCCUAACGGAGCCCGGCAAGGGCGUGUGCCAAGGAGAUUCCGGAGGAGCACUCUUUGUCGGCAACACUGCCAUUGGGGUAGCUUCCUGGAUAAUCGCACCUUGCGGCCAAGCAUUUCCCGAUAUGUUUACUAGAAUUUCCACCUAUUACAACUGGCUUCUCGUCCAAAUGGAGACUUAG
Molecule: messenger RNA, 801 nt
Organism: Phlebotomus argentipes
Lineage: Eukaryota; Metazoa; Arthropoda; Insecta; Diptera; Psychodidae
Product: chymotrypsin-2-like
Exons: 2
Coding region: 1-801 (266 amino acids)
Biological process (GO): proteolysis
Molecular function (GO): serine-type endopeptidase activity
Source: RefSeq, a predicted model, not a curated record